Molecule: messenger RNA, 5676 nt
Organism: Brassicogethes aeneus
Lineage: Eukaryota; Metazoa; Arthropoda; Insecta; Coleoptera; Nitidulidae
Source: the annotation of a GenBank genome assembly
GUUAACUGCUACAAAAUAUCUUAUCAGUGAAAACAAGAAGAAUAAAAAAUAAUUUAAAUUUAAAGUGUAAUCUUGUUUGCCUACUUACAUAGGUCGCCAUCUGUUGAGGAUUGUUGGAUGUAGUAGGCGCAUACUGUACAGAGAUAUCUCUGAUACUAUACCGUAUGUUUUAGUUGGUGUAACCUUGGUUGCCUGCGUAAAGUGUAAACAACAUAUGAAUGGCGAUCGUUUAUUUUAAGCAAUAGCAAAUGAGUUGAUAAAUUGUGAUUGGAUCGAGUUGGUUUGGCAUCGGCGACGGCCAUGAUGGCGGUGCUGCGCUGCUGCGCCCUCACACACACGUGAGCGGAAUUAGCGGCUCGGCUGGUACGUACAGACUCCCACGUAUUCGAUGGCGAGGCAGAGGGAGCGACGGUUCGGCUAGCGGGCGCGACAGAGAGCCAGCGCUGCGAGUGAUCGAAGUGAGCUCAAGAUCGCCGGAGGCUGAACGCAGCGAGCGGCCUCCGAAUCAAUCAGCGACGUUCUCUGCGUGCUGUUCUCUUUCUCUGUCCGUUUGCUGGCUCGGCGCGUUCGGACGGAGCAUCGGCAGACGCGGGGCGCAUGCUGUUUCGUACCUGCGAUCAGCUUUGAACCGCCGCUGCUAACAGUCAGUAGAGUAUUAGUUCGAAACACCUGUAGACGCUAGUAUGUGAUUGAAUGUAGAAUCUUGGCCAAUAUUGGAGAAAUGCAUGUUGUCAGACAGUGGUGAGCAUGAAAGCUGUAGCAUUCGGGCAGUGAGAGUCCGUGUGGUGAAGUGCGGGCCCCCAACAUCAUGCCGCCCCUGUGAUUGCCUGAGCCUAGACAAAGGGAUUCUUCCGUUGCUCAGAUACGCGAACCACUAAUUGUUUGUGAUCACCACCUCUAGGUAAUUAACAAUGAACAGUAACUAAGAUCAAGCUCAAGUCCAAGCCAUAAAAGUGCCAUAAGUUGAACAAUAAUAAUUCAAAGUGCAAUAAAAAGCGUUCAAGUGAACCUCUGUGAUAUAGACUACUGAUGCCAUAACAAUGACUCGUCGUAAUAUAGAUGAUCUGUCGUCGAAAACUUCUCCUUGCGGAGGAAUGAUGUCUCCUCCGCCGCCACAGGCCUCUCCCGCCGGAAGAUCUCCGAUAAGAGAGCGGGACGGCGGGCCGGAUUCUCCAACGAUGCUGGCGACGAUGACGCCGGUGAACGUGAUGGAACUCAAGAAGGAGAUGGAGGAGGAAAGUGCCAUGGGAAGAGCUCCCCUAUAUACUCAGGUCAAAACUGAAGUCAUGUACGAAAAAGAUGAUGAUAUUUAUGCUCAAGGGAUAUCGGACAAGCACGAUACCCCCAUAGACCUAAUUUACGAAGACGGUAACAAAACAGUGAUAUACACUACCGCUCCCGACCAGAAGGGCUUGGAAAUCUACUCCGCCGACAACACCGGCGAAAUAACCAUCAACAACUACGGCCAUCAGAUUCACGGCCAGCAAAUCGCCGAUGUCCUUAUUGACGGUAACUCGAUCAACGCUGGCGGCGACGUCGGCGGCAGCCCCCCCGCCACCGUCUCGGUCGUCCUCCAGGGAAACGGACAGGGACUCCUCCAGUACCCCCAAACCGCCCAGGUAGCCGGCACCACGGUCCUAGUCCUCUCAGAGUUGGUCGACGAAGUCAACGGGGUCCCAGUUGUUGGAUUAAGAAAGCGAAAGGAUAACUUGGAUUCGAACAGUGGUUCCUCGAGUACAGGAGCCGAGAUUUCCGUUGGUCAGCGUGGUAUGGCCGAUUUAGCAGAGGGGCAGGCUUCCCCCGAGGAUCAGCAGACUUGGAGGGCGUACUACGAGCACCCGUUGACCGCCGCCACCACCGCCAUGUUGAAUAUCGGCGGCGGCGCCGAAGAGCAGCAGACCACCAUGGGACUGAUCUACGAGUAUUACAAGCUGCCGCCUUUGCCUGCAGACUCUAAGGAUUCCAAGCUGAGCGAUAUUUGGCCGGCGAGCUCCCAAACCGGAGGCAUUCUAACGUCCCAGCUGAAGGCAGCCAAUGGACUGGUUGGUGGGGCGGGCUUAGAGUUGUCGACUCCGCCUCUGACUAGUGCCGGUCAACUAAGCUCGCAAGAGUUGCAGGGUUUAUUUAUUAACCAUAACGUUGGUUACGCACAGCCCGCAGGCACGGCCGGACAAAAUUUACAAAUUGUCAAAAGAGAACCAGAAGAUUUGAGCCACCAUCGCAAAUUAGACUGUAGCUCGCCGAGUUCGGCCAGUCUUGACGGAUCGAUCAUUGUCAGCAAGCAACGACACAAGGUCGUGCUGGUGUCAUCAGGCGGGCACCCAGGCGGCGGCGGCGGCGGCGAUUUGGUGGUGGACGUGAACUCGAUCAAAGACGAGAGCCACCGGGGGUUGAAUUCCCCACAGCACGGCUCUCGUUCGAUAAAUGGUACGCCGACGUCGACCCACAGCAGCCUGUUAGCGGACGGCUCCAACACGGGGGGACCCAUUGAAUUCAUCUCUGCGGAUGGACUCAAACCUGCGAUGUAUACAACGCAGAUAUUCGCCUCCAUGAGCAACGCCGGGCACAGCGGAAGCGGCACGCCGUCGCCGAUUCCCUAUUCCGAUCAUGUGACUCAGUACACGCAGAGCUCCAUGUGCGGUGCGGGCGCCGGCUCCGCGAAUUACUCCUCUUUGACCGGAAGGCCCAGCAGUUCGGGCGCCUUUUCAGUGUCCGAUCCGUACUAUCGCGAAUACUUCACCACCGUCACGUCCGGCGCGGCCACCCCCGAGCCCGUCUACUCCACGCAGCUCAGGCAAGGACAGCUGGGCUACGGGGACGAGGCCGCCAGCGGUGGCGCGAACGCCAGUUUUGUGGAACGAUACGUGCGCCAGUCUGCCUAUCAUGGAAAGGGAGUGAUCGCCGCCGCGACGGCUGCCGGACUUACUGUCGAUCUCCCAAGCCCGGACAGUGGAAUCGGUGCAGAUGCUAUCACACCGCGUGACCAGAAUACGCUGCACCAGUCGUUCGACUACACGGAACUCUGUCAAAGCAACGCCAUCCUCGAUCCGCUGUCUCUAUCUCAACGAAGCAACAGCAGUUCAGCGUCUCCCGGAGCGCAGCCGACCAGCAGAAGUCGACCAUGGCACGAUUUCGGACGCCAAAACGACGCCGACAAAAUCCAAAUUCCAAAAAUAUUUUCUCCGGUGGGUUUCAAGUAUCACCUCGAAACUCCGAUAUCCACCUCCCAAAGAAGAGAAGACGAUAGAAUAACUUACAUUAAUAAGGGACAGUUUUACGGGAUCACCUUAGAAUACAUACCAGACCCUGAAAAACAGCUCAAAUCACAGACUGUAAAGAGUAUUGUUAUGCUUAUGUUCAGAGAGGAAAAAAGUCCAGAGGACGAGAUUAAGGCCUGGCAAUUCUGGCAUGGCAGGCAGCAUUCAGUGAAACAAAGGAUUUUAGAUGCUGAUACGAAAAACAGCGUUGGUUUGGUCGGAUGUAUAGAAGAAGUUGCCCAUAAUGCCAUAGCAGUGUAUUGGAACCCAAUGGAAAGCCCUGCAAAGAUUAAUAUUGCCGUACAAUGCCUCAGCACAGACUUCAGUAGCCAAAAAGGUGUCAAAGGUCUUCCGCUUCAUCUACAAAUCGAUACAUACGAAGAUCCAAGAGAUACAAACAUUUUCCAUAGAGGAUAUUGCCAAAUUAAAGUGUUCUGUGAUAAGGGCGCUGAACGUAAGACUAGAGACGAGGAGCGUCGAGCUGCUAAAAGAAAAAUGACCGCGACCGGAAGAAAAAAGCUGGACGAGCUGUAUCACCCGGUGUGCGAAAGGUCGGAGUUCUACACGAUGAGCGAUCUGAACAAACCGCCCGUGCUAUUCUCGCCGGCGGAAGACAUCGAUAAGCUGGCGUCGAUGGAGCUGCAAGGGUUCUACACGCCGCACGAUACGGACGGCUCUUUGACCGGGGCCGUCGACCACGUCAAGCCCGGCUCGCAGUUCUUGCUGCACACGGCGACAAAGCAGUCCACCACCCCGACGUUGAAGUUCCACAACCACUUUCCCCCCGAGGCCGACAAGAAGGACAACAUUUUGGAGUCCAGCUUGACGACGGACGGCAGCGUGUUUUCUCCUCCAAUGAAAAGGCAGAAGAUGAUGAGCGGAGGGCCGGGAAGCGUCGGGCCUCCUCCGCUGAACGAGAGGGUGAUGCUGUAUGUGCGCCAGGAGAACGAGGAGGUGUACACUCCGUUGCACGUGGUGCCUCCCAGCACACAAGGCCUGUUGAACGCGAUUGAGAAUAAGUACAAAAUAAGCGCUUCGAGUAUUAAUAACUUAUUUAGAAAAAACAAAAAAGGCAUUACGGCCAAGAUUGAUGAUGAUAUGGUAGCAUAUUACUGUAACGAAGAUCUGUUUUUGCUAGAGCUUAAGGCAGUAGAUGAAGAACUGUUUGAUAUUACUUUUGUGGAACUGAUGGACCAUUAGAUAACCGCCAUUGAUAUUAUUUUAUUACGUACUUAUCAUUUAUCAUUUGUUGUGAUUGUUUUUUACGAUUUAAUGUUAAGAGCGAACUUUAUUUUUGUUUAUAGAUUUUAGAAUGUUUUAUAACUGUAGUUUUUGUUUUUAUUUUUUUAAGUGGCCACAUAUCUGUAUUUUAAAAAUAUCGGUGUGUCCAUUAACAUUCAAUGUAACUUUAAUGUUAUAAAUUUUUAUAUUUGGUGGCAAUGUUUAUUAUUGUUUUCAGAAAUUAGAUAUUUUUAUUGCAUUUAGUAGUUAAGGUUUACAUCAUUUAUUAUUUUAUAUAUUAAUAAUUGGUCACCAAUGAUCUCAAAAUUGAAAUGUGUAAAUGAUCUAAACACAUUUAUCAGUAUGUACAGAACCAUUAUCUAUGGGAAGGGUCAAGGGAAAAACUCAUCACUGUAUAUAGCUUUAGAUAUUAUAUGAUUUGUACAUAGUGACCAGCCAUGACGUAGAUAAAACACAUGAAAAGUGUUUUGUGAUAAGCAGUACUGAAGAAUGUAACGCAAAUGUAAUAAUUAAUGAUUUUUAUUGACUGCUUGAAGUCCGUCAAUUAUAUUUUUUUAUUUUUACGUACAUAAUAACGAGGACUUCGACUAGUCGAUUUUAACUCUCAAACAUUCCGUAUUUAUUAUUAAUAACAUGCCCACAAUUUUUCUAUUGUGAGAUCAAACAAAAUGCCAUUCUCGCAUAAAAUUUAAAUCGUACCUGACUUAUGCUUUAUCAAUUUUCUGUUUAUUUUUUUUUGUUUAAAUUAAAGCUGCCAUUUACAAAACGGCCUUUAUCGAAAAUCAAAACUACUUUUGAGGUACACUUCUUCAAUCAACAUUAUUAUUUUUAACGGAAUUUUUCUAUAUCCUAGAAAAUUCUACGUGGUACUGAUCUGAGAUUUUGUCUUGUACAUUUAUUUCUCAUAAUUUAUUAUCUGUAUGCAACUAUUAUAGUCAGUCGCAUACAACAUUUUUUUUCAAAUGAUAUUAGAGUAGUUAUAUUAGGAUAAAUAAGAUAGCUCUCUUUAUCAAACUUUUUUUAGUUUUAUAUCAAAGAAAUGAUUGUUAUGUUAGAGUACUGUAACCAACGACUUUGUCUUCAAUGAAUAUUACUCAUGUAAUCAAUCAUUGAUUGUCAUAUUCGCAAUAUUAUUUAAGGUUUUUUAUAAAUGUACGAUUUGAGUUUAUAAAUAAAA